Messenger RNA from Amaranthus tricolor (Joseph's coat), 2359 nucleotides. Its product is annotated as tetratricopeptide repeat domain-containing protein PYG7, chloroplastic. Gene Ontology annotation, molecular function: protein binding. Lineage: Eukaryota; Viridiplantae; Streptophyta; Magnoliopsida; Caryophyllales; Amaranthaceae. The coding region runs from base 1149 to 1943 and encodes 264 amino acids. The transcript has 6 exons. The record is from RefSeq and is a predicted model, not a curated record.
UUCCUCACUUCCUAUCAUUUUCCUCUUCUCCGUCAAAUUCUCCACCUUUUUUAAAUCACAUUUCUUAUUCAACUCUUACAAAACUCAGUGAAAAUAUUCUUAAAGAAAAAAAAACCCAAUCUUUUUUUUUCUGUUCUGAAACUGGGUAUAUUACAAACUUAAUCAUAGUGAUUAAAGUUUUGUAGUUUAUUUUUUUUAAAAAAAUAAAUUUCUGGGGUUGUUUGUUGCUUACAUUUGUUGUUCACCUGUCCGAUUUUUAUUUUUAUGGAGAUCAUUUUGUUAAUCCCUUGAAAGUCACUUCAAUCCUCUUCAUAUUCACAAAUAAAGUUGGGAUUUUGAGAGGAUUUUUUAUAUUUUUAUUUGAUUUUCUUGCGUUAAAAGUGGGUUUUUCUGGGAUUUCGUCAUUUCAUUUCCCAUUCAGAAAUCCAUCGAGUUUAUUCUAUUCUAUUCUGUUCUAUUCAGAUUCUGAUUUGAUCGAAUAAAUUCUCUGAUUUUUUAACGCAUUUUUCCAGCUUUUUAAUUUCCUUGAAAAUUAAUUCUACCUCAGAAAUAAGAAUUUUGAGAUUUUAACUACUGGGUUUUGAUUAAAACAAGUUUUUAGGAUCUGGGUUUGUUCGAGUUUAAUCAAAAAUGACCUCAAAAACUGGUGGUCAUGGGCUUGAUAAUUGGAGGGACUUUUUUAGAAACGCGAAAAACUCUGAUAUAUUUGAUAUUAUUGAGCACGCAAUAAUGGUGGCAGCAACAGAUUGUCCAAAAGAGUUCCGAGUUAGGAGGGAAAGAAUCGCUGAGUUGCUUUUCACGUGUUAAAUUGACUCGGUGUUUAGGGUGUGAACGUGUUGAGUUGGCUGUUUCUGAGAUUGAUAAUAUUAAUGAUGAUGAUGUCAAAGUUGUUAUUAAAGGGGUAAUCGAAAUUGUGAAAUCCAAACUCUAUUUCAGAAGGAAAGCGUGUGAAAGAAAGGUUCUGCAAAGAACGAACCUCAUUGAAGAAGAAGGAGACAGAUUUUAAGAGUCACGUGAGUGUCACGUGACAUGAUAGUCAACGGUCAACAAACGAAAUUCGUUAAAAUGGUCAACGGUCAAAAAUAACAGUCAACAAAUAGAAUCCGUUAAAAGUUCAAUGAACAAUCCCAGAAAUUUGAGCUCUUGUGAUGGUCUUAUCAAGCUUCAACGUCAUGCAGAAAUUUGGAAUGGCAUUGACAUUUAUGGCAGAUGAUCAGGGUGAACGUUCUAAGAAACAUGGCAGUGUGAAAGAUAACGAAAUUGGAAAGGGCUUCAUGAUAGGUGCUAAUGCAUUACCAUUUGCAACAAUUUCCUGGUUGGCUUCUUCACAAGUGGCAUACUCGAGCACGGGCAUGGAAAUAAAUCCUGUUUAUGAGGUUGGAGAGCUGUUUGAAUUGGGGAUUCAAUUGUCAUACGUGCUUUUGUUGUUGGCUUUGCUUGGAGUCGGGACCUUUUUCGUUAUCCGUCAAGUCCUUGUUCGCCGUGAACUUGACCUGUCUGCCAAGGAAUUGCAGGAGCAAGUAAGAAGUGGUGAUGCAAAUGCAACCGAGCUCUUUGAACUUGGAGCAGUGAUGCUAAGAAGAAAAUUUUACCCUGCCGCGACUAAAUUCUUGCUUCAAGCAAUUGAGAAAUGGGAUGGAGAUGACCAGGAUCUUGCUCAGGUUUAUAAUGCAUUGGGCGUGAGUUAUGUUCGUGAUGGAAAGCUCGACAAGGGUGUUACACAGUUUGAGACUGCUGUUAAGCUUCAACCAGGGUAUGUGACUGCAUGGAACAAUCUUGGUGAUGCAUAUGAACAGAAGAAAGAUCUCAAGUCUGCUCUUAAGGCAUUUGAAGAAGUGCUUCUUUUUGAUCCGAACAAUAGGGUGGCCCGCCCUCGAGUCGAUGCACUGAGGGAUCGUGUCAACAUGUACAAAGGUGUUCCUGUGAAAUCCAAGGACAGGUGAUUGAUAAUGUUCGGUCAUAUGAUGAUGGAAACUAACUUGAAUUUUGACAUGGUAAAUGAAAAUGAGAACUAGUGUUGGACUUGUCUUAAGGUUUGAGAUUGAGUGGUUGGGUUUGGCUCCCUUGGUUUUUUAUAAGGCUUGUAAGAUCUAUGUUGAUGUGAUAAUUUAAGUUGUAAGAGGAAAAGAUGCAGUCUAGUCUAGUAUAAUGCAAAGCUGUCAAAUUUAGACUCUUGCCUUUUCCCCUAAUUUUCAUAAUUAAGUUGGGAUAUUUUAAUCUAUUGGUCUUUUCUUUUUUAAUUUCUAAGGUAUGUUUCUAUGUGCUACUUUGGUCAUUAUCUCGUGGAUUAAGUAAAACAACUUGUAUGCACUUUUUUAUUUGUUUUAGUGUUGUUUAUCAAUAUUUUAUUCUUGCUUUA